This is a messenger RNA of Colias croceus (clouded yellow), 2017 nucleotides long. Its product is annotated as interleukin-1 receptor-associated kinase 4-like. Lineage: Eukaryota; Metazoa; Arthropoda; Insecta; Lepidoptera; Pieridae. The coding region runs from base 124 to 1947 and encodes 607 amino acids. Gene Ontology annotation, molecular function: protein kinase activity; ATP binding. The record is from RefSeq and is a predicted model, not a curated record. Gene Ontology annotation, cellular component: plasma membrane. The transcript has 4 exons. Gene Ontology annotation, biological process: protein phosphorylation.
UCUGUGGUAUCUGUAACUUGUCACCUGUGCUUGUCACCAAGUGUCAAAGUUGAAAAGUUUUUGAUAAUUUUGUAUUUUCAUUAAGUUUAAUUACUAAUGUUUUGUUUAAUAGCAAUAUUAUAAAUGACUAUAAUUAAAAUGUAUAAAAACGUUGAAAUCCGUAAACUACCUGCGGAGCUCCUUUGCAAUAUUAUAAACAUUUUGGAAACCGACAAUGAUUGGAAAAAAUUGAUGUCCAACAUCCCAAAAGAUCUUCGUAGCCCAAGUUUCGAGCCUAAGUAUAAUAAUGAACAUAUAAGAAUGAUUGAAGAUUAUGCUAGAGAAAGCAAUCUUAAGUGUUCCGAAAUACUGUUUGAUGAGUGGGGAACAUCAGGAGUAAUAAGACCUACAUUAAGUGAUUUAAAAGAUAUCAUAAUCAGAACACAAAUAUACCGUGCUGCAGAUGAAAUAGCACUAAUUUUAAAUGAACCAAAACCUCAGCGGCCCUUAGAGGGACCUGCAGCUCCAAUAAGUACCAAUGUAACAGAUAUGUUAAGUGAUAGCACUAUGAAUAAUAUUGACUCUACAGAUUCAAUUCAAAUGCAGAAAUUCUGCAACGGACCCACAGCUCAAAUGAAAUCUGCCAGUAAUUUAAUAAAAUUCACUGGAACAAUACAGUCUGAUAAUAAUAACCAAAAACUCAUGCAAAAUGCAAAGGCAGAAAUAAAAUCUGCCAGUGAUCUCAUUAAAUUUUCGAAAAACCAAAUUCCAAAUAGUGGGGACAAUUUACAAUCGGUUCAAAAUGAUGAAUUUAUAGAGACCUCUAUGAAUAUACCAGAUUUAUCUGCAAUCUUGAGCAAAAGCCAACAAACAAUGGGAAAUUCUUCCCAAAGUACUACUACUAAUGAAAAUUCCAUUACUUAUAAUCAGAACCUAUACAGUGGCUAUCAAAAAUCAUUCCCUAACAUAAAUAUAUCACUUGCAAUAGAUAGUGCAAUACUUCAGGACACAAAAUUAAUUCACUUUGAAUAUGAAGAACUACAAGAUAUCACUAAUAAUUUUUCUGAUACUCUAUCUGUCAGGCCAGAUGGCCCCAGUGGUAGGAUUGGCAGUGGUGGUUUUGGUGAUGUUUUUGUUGGACAACAUCCAAAAUAUGGCACUCUGGCUGUCAAAAAAGUUCAUGAGCAUUUAACAUUACACAGAAAACGUGACAUUGCUAUAAAAGUUUUCAAUGCUGAAGUUAAAUUUUUGUCACAGUUUAGACAUAGAAAUAUUCUGCCUAUUUUUGGAUUUUCCAAAGAUGGUCCCAUGCCCUGUAUAGUUUGUGAGUACAUUGAUGGAGGAUCUUUGCAAGAGAAAAUAGCUGAGAAGGUCCUCACUGAGAUGCAACGAAUAAAUAUAAUGGAAGGAACUGCAGAGGGCCUUAAAUAUUUACACACAAGUGAACCGCAGGUGCAAAGUAAUGAGGAAUUGUUAAAUUUGGGAAGACCAGCUGAGUUUGAUUCAGAAAAUUCCUCCAAAAACUUUGUUCAUGGAGAUGUCAAGAGUGCUAACAUUUUAUUAACUAAAGACUGUACACCAAAGUUAUGUGACUUUGGCUUGGCAAAACAAUAUGAUGCAACUAUGGUCACAUCCUGUCCAAUGGGAACAUCAGCUUACAUGGCUCCUGAGGGUCUACACGGCACUAUUACACAAAAAAUCGACAUAUUCAGUUAUGGUAUAGUAUUAUUAGAACUUUUAACAGGUUUGAAACCUAUAGUUGUCACAAAUGGUGAAAAGAUAAAUAUAAAAGAUUAUGUGGAGGAUAAUUUCAAUGGAGAUAUUAAUUUACUAUUGGAUUCCACUGUACCUCAAUGGACUAAAGCCCAGGAACUCUAUGCCUUAGCUCAAAACUGCUUACAAAGGGAUAGAAAGAAAAGACCAAGCAUGAAUGAAGUGUGCAAUAUUUUGUAUGAAUUAAAAAACUAAUAUUUAAGGUAAUCAUAUAUUAUGUUAAGUUUAUAUUAUUUACAAAUAAAACAGAUAUUUUAUAUUUUAA